AUGCAGGGUUGUCCUAGAGCCCCUGUUACAGGCAAGCGAGGUAGUUCAAAGACCAACAUCAUGGUUCUUAUUUCAACCACUACUAUUCUAGCCUGUCUUAGGAAGCACUUCACAACUCCAGCGUUUCCACCAAAGCGCGUGCGAUGUUCACAACCGAAAGUACUAGAACAGAGACGACAAGGCUUAGAACAUUACCUGCAAACAAUGAUGAAGUUUGGACCAAGCCGUGCUAAGAUCAUGAACUUCCUUGGUGUUCCCGAUGAUGGCAAUAGAAGUGAAGCAGCUAAUACAGUGUCUCACAGGCCAGUGUUCAGAGUGUAUUUGAACUCUUGUCUACACCCUUCACACAACAAACUGCCGGAUAUUAUCACUGAAGGGGUCUUAUCAGCUCUUUAUACUCAUUAGUUGAUAUUAUUUACUUUACCUUUAUGUAUUAUUGUUUAUUUUGAUCAUGACUAUCUGUCAUUGUGAUAUUUUUAUUAUUUGUUAUCUACGUAGUAUAUAAUAGUUAUGAAUAAACAUUUUGUACUGA
Molecule: messenger RNA, 532 nt
Organism: Macrosteles quadrilineatus (aster leafhopper)
Lineage: Eukaryota; Metazoa; Arthropoda; Insecta; Hemiptera; Cicadellidae
Product: sorting nexin-24-like
Exons: 3
Coding region: 1-405 (134 amino acids)
Molecular function (GO): phosphatidylinositol phosphate binding
Source: RefSeq, a predicted model, not a curated record